Molecule: messenger RNA, 570 nt
Organism: Drosophila suzukii
Lineage: Eukaryota; Metazoa; Arthropoda; Insecta; Diptera; Drosophilidae
Product: cuticle protein 38
Source: RefSeq, a predicted model, not a curated record
AAAUGAACAUUAUCGCUCAAGAGCUUUAGACAAACCCAACCACAGCAAUAUGUACAAGUUUUUGGUUCUCGCUGCCCUCGUUGCCUGCUCCGCGGCCAAGCCAGGAGUUGUGGCCCCACUGGCUGCCCCCCUGGCUGCUCCUCUGGCCUACGCCAAUGCUCCUCUGUACGCCGCCGGUGGCAGCAGCCAGGUGGAUGUCCGCAACAACUACGACGGCACCCUGUCCUCCUACACCACCGCCCCCUUCGAGUACGCCGGUCCCUACUCCAGCCGCUAUGUGUCCGGAGUCCCAGCUGCCCCCGCCGUGGUGGCGAAGUACGCUGCUGCUCCUCUGGCCGCCGCCGCCUACUCCGCCCCUCUGGCCGCUCCUUAUGCCACGCCCUACGCCGCCGCCGCCUACUCUGCCUACCCCUACGCCUCUCCCUAUGCCGCCCCCUACCUGGCAUCCCCCUACGCCGCCCCCUACGCCGCUCCCUACGCCGCUCCCUUCGCCGCUGCUGCCCCUGCUCCAGUGGUGGUCUAAGGACUAGGAUCAACCAAUAAACCAAGCCAAACUAUAGACAAUUUUUG